This is a messenger RNA of Aspergillus eucalypticola CBS 122712, 765 nucleotides long. Its product is annotated as bZIP transcription factor. Gene Ontology annotation, biological process: regulation of DNA-templated transcription. The record is from RefSeq and is a predicted model, not a curated record. Lineage: Eukaryota; Fungi; Ascomycota; Eurotiomycetes; Eurotiales; Aspergillaceae. Bases 1 to 765 code for a protein of 254 amino acids. Gene Ontology annotation, molecular function: DNA-binding transcription factor activity. The transcript has 2 exons.
AUGCAUCGGUCUUCCAAUUACUCAUAUCAACAAACCUCGAGCUCGAGGAGCUCCAACCACGGCACCAGCAGCGCUUUCAGUCCUAAUGCCAACCCCAAUGAGGACUGGACCAAGAUCUCAGACCUUGCAGAGCGUCGCCGGAUACAGAAUCGCAUUGCUCAGAGAAACUACCGCAAGAAGCUAAAGCGCCGCCUCGAAGACUUGGAGAAGAGAGCCGCAACUGCUUCGACAUCUCCAGAACGGUCACACGAGGGUUCAGAGUCGCCGAAGGCGGUGGUGCACACUGUCAAGUCCCGCACCAAACAGGCUCGCACAACCAAGUCUAGCUCAGAUGCAACCCGUCACACCUCCGCGCAACGAGGCUCUUCCCAUGACAGCCACUCCACCCAGGAAGAUCGCGGACCGAUGUUCUCCCAGCAAUGCACUCGACAGCUCUCAGCCUCGCCGCCUCCCGUGUUCUCUUACCCCUCAUACUCCCACUUGGAAUCCUAUGGUCACCAUUCGUACGGACAGCCACCUUCCUACCACUCUCUCAACAAUCACUACAAUGAUCUGCCAUACGGAGAGUACGGAACAACGCUGCCCUCGAUCCUGCCUGGUCCGAUACUCGGAUCGGGCGCAAAGAAGCACCACUCGUACGCCGAUGACGAGAUUGUCAGCCCCUUCAGUAUGAGCUAUGCAUCCAUGGCUGGCAUUGAUCUGGGUCCGACACCGCAACACCUUCCAGAGCACAACAUUCCUGUACAUGCCCCUCUCUCUACCUGA